ACUUUAAUGUUUAUCAACAAAAUUUUAAAGAUAAUUUAUAAAUAGGUAUCUCCAAUUACAGUAAAAUGAAUAAAGGAAAGUGGUCAAAUGAAAAGAUUCAUGAAUUUGUAUCAUCUUAUAUUUCUCAUCCUGCAUUAUGGGAUAUUUCCAACCCCGAUUAUGCUCUAAAAUCUAAUAGAGAAAAAGCUUACAAGGAUAUACAAGACGAAUUUAAUCUGACAUUAGCUGAAGUAAGAAACAAGAUCAGAAUUUAUAGAACAACAUACGCACAAGUUUUAAAAAAAAUGGAAACAACCACUGGCUUCAUUCCGAAAAUGUCAUGGUUUGAUGAGAUGCACAAAGCUUUCUGUAAAGGCAAAGCAAGAUCCUUCAUAAAAUCAUCACCAAAGAUCAAAAAAGAAUUCAACAAAAUUAAAAUGAUUGAAGUUGAUUACAAUACACAGUCGAAUGAUGAGACAGAGCAGGACGAAAGUGAAAAAGAAAUCGACUUUGAUUUCAACCAGCCCAGCAAAUCAGACGAUUCGAAUCAGCAUCAUGUCAUCAUUGAAAGCUAUGAUGAUGAAUAUGAGGACGACUUUAAAAACAUUCCUUCUCACGAUAACACAACUGCAUCAACAUCUCAACGACCUGGAACUUUAUCAAACGAACUCUUUCUGAAAAGUCUCCAAGCCACAUUAGACAACCUACCAGAUGAUAAAAACAUGAAGGCGAGAAUUAAAAUUCAAGAAAUUUUAUAUAACAUUGCAUACGAUAUUGAAAAAUAAAAAAAAAUUUAGUUUUAAUAAGAAAACGAAUUUCAUUUUUUAAGAGCCUUAAAUAACCGAGAAAAUGUAAACAGUACAUUCAUGAUUUUGCUGUGUUUUACUAUCCCUGAAGUGCCUUCGAUUUAUUUUUAACUCUCUUGAUUUUCUUCAAUCCAUCCAUAUUCGCUUUCAUGAUUUUUCCAUAUGAUUCCAUAAACUUAGAAAUGUCUGAUUUUUUGACAACUGUCGACAGCUUUUUGUUCUUUGCUUUCAUUCGUAUUAGGCAGUAGUUUUCGUUAGAUUCCAAAUGCUGGGGCUUUCCCGCUCUAGGUUUUGGCUUAUCAAUUCCAUCAU
Molecule: messenger RNA, 1097 nt
Organism: Clunio marinus
Lineage: Eukaryota; Metazoa; Arthropoda; Insecta; Diptera; Chironomidae
Source: the annotation of a GenBank genome assembly